AUGGCGGCUGUUUACAAAUCGAUAUCGAAGGCGACCGGCGACAAAGCCGACGAGAAGAAUGGAGUGCGCAAGAACAAGCAAAGGGUGCUGAUCCUCUCCUCGAGAGGUGUAACGUAUAGGCACCGACAUCUCCUCAAUGAUCUUGCCUCCAUGCUUCCUCACGGCAGGAAAGACUCCAAGUUUGAUUCCAAGUCGAAGCUGUACCAGCUCAACGAGCUUGCCGAACUUUACAACUGCAACAACGUACUCUUUUUCGAGGCGAGGAAGGCCCAGGAUCUCUACAUGUGGAUGGCAAAGGUCCCCAAUGGCCCCACCGUCAAGUUCCAUGUCCAGAACCUACACACCAUGGAGGAACUUCACUUUGCCGGAAACUGUCUCAAAGGCUCCAGGCCCAUCCUCUCGUUCGAUGCCGCCUUCGACCACGACCCUUACCUCCAACCCUUUAUCGAUCACGUCCUCGGCUUCACAUACCUUGACGGAAAGAUUUGGGUGCGCAACUACCAGAUCAACGAGGUCGAUGAGACGGUAGCAGAGGGCGACGAAGUCCCCGCGGAGAAGAAGCAGAAGAAGUCAAAGCUUCCGGGAAGCAACACGGACAUCAACCUAGUCGAAAUCGGGCCACGGUUCGUCCUCACGCCGAUUGUGAUACAAGAGGGUUCCUUUGGCGGGCCUUUGAUCUAUGAGAACAAGGAGUUUGUUUCUCCUAACCAAGUCAGGUCGGAUCUCCGGAGGCAGAAGAUGGUGAAGCACACUGGCAGGGCGGAGCAAGUAGUAGAAAGGCAAGCCAAGAAGCGAAACUUGGGAUUACGGUCGGAUGGUGAGCAGAAGCCAAGGGAUGAGCUUGAUACCAAGAUGCUGUUUGCGUAG
Messenger RNA from Parascedosporium putredinis, 867 nucleotides. The record is from the annotation of a GenBank genome assembly. NCBI's taxonomy places the organism in Eukaryota, Fungi, Ascomycota, Sordariomycetes, Microascales, Microascaceae.